This is a messenger RNA of Tetrahymena thermophila SB210, 1101 nucleotides long. Its product is annotated as cinnamoyl-CoA reductase. The transcript is spliced from 3 exons. Lineage: Eukaryota; Ciliophora; Oligohymenophorea; Hymenostomatida; Tetrahymenidae. Gene Ontology annotation, molecular function: oxidoreductase activity, acting on the CH-OH group of donors, NAD or NADP as acceptor. The record is from RefSeq and is a predicted model, not a curated record.
AUGUUAAACAAUCAAAUUAGAGAUAACAGUUAAAUAAGAGUUCUUUUAACUGGCGCUUCAGGGUAUCUAGCAGGACAUGUGCUUAAUACUUUAUUAGAAAGAGGAUACAAAGUGAGAGGAACAGUUAGAUCUUUGAAAAAUCCAAAGAAAGUUGAUCAUUUAUAUAAAAUUAAUCCUUCAAAGAGAAAUAAUUUAGAAUUAGUUGAAGCCGAUCUUUCUAAUACAAACUCAUGGGAUAUAGUAAUGAAGGAUGUUGAUUAUGUUGUACAUACAGCCUCUCCUUUUCCUUAAACAGUUCCCAAAAACGAAGAUGAACUCAUAAUACCUGCUGUACAGGGUACAGAAGCAAUCUUUGAAGCUGCUUUAAAACAUGGAGUCAAAAAGAUUGUUAUGACUUCAUCAAUAGCUUCUGUUUUUACAGGAAAUACUCAUAAAAACUUCUUUACAUCUAAUGAUUGGUCUAAUUUAGCUUAAUCUCCUCCAUAUGAGAAGUCUAAAACAUUAGCAGAAAAAAAGGCUUGGGAAAUAUAUGAAAAAAACAAAUCUAAAAUAAAGAUGACAAUAAUAUUACCAGGUUAUAUUCAAGGACCUUCAUUCCACUCAAAUGAUUGUGUUAGUGCUGACUUUGUCUUAAAAGUUAUGAAAAAUGAGCUUCCUGGUAUUCCAAAAGUAAGUUUUGCAACUAUCGAUGUCAGAGAUUGCGCUUUGGCUCAUGUAAUUCCCCUUGAUGAAGACAAGUUUGAAUUAACUAAUGGAAAGAGAUACCUACUAACUGAAGGUACAUACUGGAUGUAUGAUUUAAUUUAAAUUUUGAAAGAGGAAUUCUAAUAGUAUAAAUAUAAAUUUCCUUCAUUCACAGUAGAAAGCAAAACACUACUCAAUAUAGCAGGAUGUAUGGAUAAAUAGAUAGAACUUAUAAAACCUUAUUUCUAAAGAAGAAUUAUUUAUGAUAAUACUCCUACUAUGGAUGACAUGAACAUUCGUUUCAGGCAUCAUAGAACUACAAUUCUAGAAUUCGCUUAUGAUUUAAUUAAAAAAGGAAUUAUCCCAAACAAAUUACCUAAAGAAGUAUAAAUAUGCCCUGAGAUAAUUAAAAGUUGA